Batrachochytrium dendrobatidis JAM81 is the source of this 615-nucleotide messenger RNA. RefSeq lists its product as uncharacterized. Bases 1 to 615 code for a protein of 204 amino acids. The record is from RefSeq and is a predicted model, not a curated record. Gene Ontology annotation, molecular function: protein binding. Lineage: Eukaryota; Fungi; Chytridiomycota; Chytridiomycetes; Rhizophydiales. The transcript is spliced from 4 exons.
AUGUCAGAUCUUACUAGAACCAACUUUGCUACUGGAAAAACUCAUAAAGAAAAUGGCAAUAUACUGUUCAAGGAUGGAAAGAUUAAAGAAGGUGACUUGAGCUUUUAUUCGAAUGAACCAUUCCUCAAACCCGAUACAUGCAUCCAUGAGUUAGUCUUUGUAUGGAAAGCAAUUUGUAAUGUAGCUCUCAAGGAAUACAACUUGGCUCUGUUGUAUUUAAAUGGUUUGGAUAAUAGUGCCAUGUCAGCCAUUAUUGGAUCUAAUGGUGUUUCUUCAUUGAGUGAUGCUGAAAAGACCGAAAUCGUAGCUACUAUCAAGGCUUGUCAUGCUAAUAUGGCAGCAUGUUAUAUCAAGAAUGAAAACUAUACCAAAGCAAUCGACUUUUGUGAUCGAGUUCUCAAAGUUGAUAGCAACAACACCAAGGCCAUGUACAGAAAGGGACAUGCGCUAUUUAAAAUGAAUGAACUGGAGCCAUCGCUUAAGAUAUUGAUGUCAGCUGUCAAAUUAGCACCCAACGAUGUUCUUAUUCGUGACCAGAUCACACAAGUCAAGACCAAGAUAACUGAGCUUGAGAUCAAGUCUCGCAAUGAGUUGCGUAACAAUUUGAAAAUGUAA